This is a messenger RNA of Iphiclides podalirius (scarce swallowtail), 1233 nucleotides long. The record is from the annotation of a GenBank genome assembly. Lineage: Eukaryota; Metazoa; Arthropoda; Insecta; Lepidoptera; Papilionidae.
AUGAGAUUGAUAUUUGCACUUGUCUCGAUAUUUACUUUUGUAACGCAAAAUUCCUUGGGAUUAUCUCCAGUAAUUUUAAUACCUGGCGAUGGAGGUAGCCAACUUGAAGCAAAGUUGAACAAGACCAAUGUAGUGCACUACAUAUGCGCAAAAACAUCUAAUGAUUUCUUCAAUAUCUGGUUGAAUCUGGAACUAUUGGUGCCAUAUGUAAUUGACUGUUGGGUAGACAAUACGAGGCUGGAGUAUGACAAUGUUACAAGAACCACCAGAUACCCUGAGGGUGUGGAAAUUCGUGUCCCUGGCUGGGGAAAUCCUGAGCCAGUAGAGUGGUUGGACCCAUCCCAUGAGAGUGCCGGCUCAUAUUUUAGUACUAUAGGCAAUGCACUAGUCAAGACUGGAUAUGUAAGAAAUGUUUCGUUAAGGGGGGCUCCAUAUGAUUUUAGGAAAGCACCGAACGAGAAUGGGGAGUUCUUCGUGAAGUUAAAAUCUCUAGUAGAAGAGACCUACACGAUGAACAACAAGAGUGCCGUGACCCUGCUGGUGCACAGCAUGGGUGGCUCUAUGGCGCUGCACUUCCUCCGGCUGCAGGGGCAGAGCUGGAAGGACCAGUACAUCAGGCGGCUCAUUUCUCUGUCUACCCCGUGGGGCGGGGCCGUGAAGGCGCUCAAGGUGUUUGCUAUAGGUGACGACCUGGGCUCCUUGGUGCUGCGCGAGAGCAUAAUGCGCACGGAGCAGAUCACGUGCCCCUCCCUCGCGUGGCUGCUGCCGUCGCCGCUCUUCUGGAAGCCCACCGAGGUGCUGGUGCAGACGCACAAGUUCAACUACACCAUCGAGCACUUCCAGCAGCUGUUCACCGACAUGGACGUGCCGAACGCUUGGGAGAUGCGCAAGGACACCGAGGAGUUCACGCGCGACUUCAGCGCGCCCGGCGUGGAGGUGCACUGCCUCUACGGGUACAACAUAUCCACCGUGGAACGGCUGGUGUACGCCGCCGGCGCGUGGCUGGACGGCUACCCGACGCUGGUGAGCGGCGACGGCGACGGCACCGUCAACCUGCGCUCGCUCACCGGCUGCCUGCAUUGGGCCAAGCAGCGCAGGCGGGCGCGGCUGGGCGGCCGCCCGCUGCCCAACGCUGGGCGGCCGGUCAAGUCGCUGCCGCUCAAGGGCGCCGAGCACCUCAAGAUCCUGCACGACCAGCGCGUCAUCGACUACGUGCUGGACGUGCUCGCGCUU